Messenger RNA from Morus notabilis, 4554 nucleotides. Its product is annotated as DNA mismatch repair protein MSH6. Gene Ontology annotation, cellular component: nucleus. Gene Ontology annotation, biological process: mismatch repair. The transcript has 21 exons. Lineage: Eukaryota; Viridiplantae; Streptophyta; Magnoliopsida; Rosales; Moraceae. The record is from RefSeq and is a predicted model, not a curated record. Gene Ontology annotation, molecular function: ATP binding; mismatched DNA binding; ATP-dependent DNA damage sensor activity. The coding region runs from base 239 to 4174 and encodes 1311 amino acids.
UGCCGGAUUCCCCAGAAUUCCCGCCAACAGCACUUCCCGGGGAACUUACUGCUAAAUUUCCCGCCUCAAACAUUCCCCUUUAUACUCUUUCUCCGUACCCUUCUUUUUCUCUCUUUUCACCUUUCUUCUCUCUCACUUCUCUCUCUCUUCUCUCUCAUCAGUCAUCAUCUCUCUUUCUUUAUUUCUCUGAUGCACACACACUGAACGUCACAACAAUCCAUUUGCCAGAGAAACAGCAAUGGCAUCUUCUCGUCGCCUCAGCAAUGGCCGAUCCCCGCUCGUCAACCAGCAGCGCCAAAUCACCUCCUUCUUCUCCAAAUCCGCUUCUUCUUCUCCCAUUACCCCUACUCAAAACCCUACCAAGCUCGCUUCUUCCACUAAACCUAACACUAACCCUAAAUCCAAACCCAAACCCGCUCGCAGCCCUAGCCCUAGCCCUAGCACUCCUUCGCCUCCCCAAUCCAAGCUAAAAAAGCCGCUUUUGGUGAUCGGCGGCGCGUCUCCACUGUCUCUCUCGCCUCUGACUCCGGCGUCGGAGAAGUUCCACGGCGAGGAGGUCGUUGGGAAGAGGAUCAAGGUGUACUGGCCGUUGGAUAAGAGCUGGUACGAAGGAUUUGUGAGGUCUUUUGAUAAAGAUUCCGGUAAGCAUUUGGUCCAGUACGACGACGGCGAGGAAGAGUCGGUUGAGUUGGCGAAGGAGAAGAUCGAGUGGAUAGAAGAGACCGUGAGGAAAUUCAAGCGAUUGAGGCGCGGCGGCUCUUCCUUUAGCGUUGAGAAGAUGGUGAUUGAUGAUGAAGUGGAGAAUUUAGAGGAUGAGGAAGAGGAUAAUGGCGAUGAUUCUAGCGAUGAAGAUUGGGGGAAGAGUGAGGAGAAAGAGGGGAUUGAGGAUACUGAAGAAAAGGAGGUUGUGGAAUUGGACGAUGAGAAUGAAGAUAAUGAAACGGUGCCGUUGAAAGGAAAGCGCAGUGGUAAAGGAGAGACGAGGAAACGCAAGGUAGGUGGAGAAGGGAAGCUGGGAUCUGCUAAGAAGGCCAAGGGUGGUGAAGAUGUGAGUAAAGCUGGUUUCAAGGUUUCCCUUGUGGAACCUGCAAAUAAUAAUGUUGAGAGUGGGAAGGCCUCUAAUGCUAUUAAUACUGCUUUGCCUGGGGAUGCCUCGGAAAGGUUUAGCAUGCGUGAAGCUAAGAAGUUGCGCUUCCUUGGAGAGGAACGUAGAGAUUCAAAGAGGAGACGGCCUGGUGAUCCAGACUAUGAUCCAAGAACCCUGUACUUACCCCCGGAUUUCGUAAAGAGUUUAUCAGAUGGACAAAGACAAUGGUGGGACUUCAAGUCAAAGCACAUGGAUAAAGUAUUGUUUUUCAAGAUGGGAAAAUUCUAUGAACUUUUUGAAAUGGAUGCACAUACUGGGGCAAAAGAACUUGAUUUGCAAUAUAUGAAGGGAGAACAACCACACUGUGGAUUUCCAGAGAGGAACUUUUCGAUGAAUUUGGAGAAGCUGGCUAGAAAGGGGUAUCGAGUCCUUGUAGUAGAGCAGACAGAAACACCUGAACAGUUGGAGCUUCGUCGCAAAGAGAAAGGUUCCAAAGAUAAGGUCGUGAAGCGUGAAAUAUGUGCAGUGGUUACGAAAGGAACACUUACUGAGGGAGAGAUGCUAUCUGCCAACCCUGAUGCUUCUUACCUAAUGGCAGUGACUGAGAGCUGUCAAAACGUGGACAGGAUUUUUGGUGUAUGUGUGGUUGAUGUUGCUACCAGUAGGGUCAUUCUUGGACAGUUUAACGAUGAUUCAGAAUGCAGUGCUUUAUCUUGUCUCUUGUCUGAGCUGAGGCCAGUUGAAAUUGUUAAACCUGCUAAACAACUUAGUCUGGAAACUGAAAAAGUACUUCUGAGACAUACAAGGUCUCCACUAGUGAAUGAAUUAGUUCCAGUAUUGGAAUUCUGGGAUGCUGAGAAAACUGUUCGUGAAGUCAAAAGUAUUUAUGAAUGUGCAUCUGAUCAAUCAGUUUCAAAGUGUUCAAGUAGAGAAAAUAUUCAUUCAGUCAAUUCUUGUAUUGAAGACGAUGGAUUGGCUUUCCUUCCAGAUGUUUUAGCAGAUCUAGUAAGAGCGGGUGAGGAUAGCAGCUAUGCACUUUCAGCUCUUGGAGGCACUCUUUUCUAUCUGAAACAGGCUUUUCUGGACGAGACAUUGCUUAGAUUUGCAAAAUUUGAGUUGCUUCCAUCUUCUGGUUUUGGUGAUGUGAUAUCAAAGCCGUACUUGGUUCUUGAUUCUGCCGCACUAGAGAACCUUGAGAUUUUUGAGAACAGCAGAAAUGGAGACUUGACAGGGACACUAUAUGCACAACUGAACCACUGUGUGACUGCAUUUGGAAAACGGCUGCUCAAGACAUGGCUUGCAAGGCCUCCAUUUCAUGUGGAGUCAAUAAAAGAACGCCAGGAGGCUGUGGCAAGUUUACGGGGAACUAAUCUACCUUUUUCACUUGAAUAUCGAAAAGCAUUAUCCAGGUUGCCAGACAUGGAGCGACUGCUUGCAUGUGUCUUCUCUAUUAGUGAAGCUAAUGGAAGAAAUGCUAGUAAAGUGGUCUUAUAUGAGGACGCAGCCAAGAAACAGCUUCAGGAGUUUACUUCUGCUUUACACGGUUGUGAAUUAAUGGCCCAAGCAUGUUCUUCGCUUGGUGCCAUUUUGGAAAAUGUUGAUUGUCGACAACUUCGCCAUUUGCUAACACCAGGUUCAGGUUUUCCUGACAUUAAUCCAGUCCUAACUCAUUUUAAGGAUGCUUUUGAUUGGGUAGAAGCCAAUAGUUCAGGUCGUAUAAUACCUCGUGAAGGUGCUGAUUUUGAGUAUGAUUCUGCCUGUAAAAGGGUUAAGGAGAUUGAGACUAGCUUAACAAAAUACCUUAAAGAACAGCGAAAAUUACUGGGAGACACGUCGAUCACUUAUGUCACAGUCGGAAAGGAAACCUACCUGUUGGAAGUACCAGAAAGUCUGCGUGGUCAUGUACCUAGGGACUACGAGUUACGUUCAUCUAAAAGGGGAUUCUUCAGGUACUGGACGCCAAAUAUUAAGAAUCUGUUGGGAGAACUUUCCCAAGCUGAAAGUGAAAAGGAGUCCUCACUAAAGAACAUUCUGCAGAGGUUAAUUGGACAAUUUUGUGAACAUCACGUGAAGUGGAGACAAUUGGUUUCUAUUACUGCAGAGCUGGAUGUUUUGAUUAGCCUUGCUAUUGCAAGUGACUUUUAUGAAGGACCAACAUGCCAGCCAGUUAUUCUGAGCUCAUCAUGCACGGAUGAUGUGCCUAGUUUUGCUGCUAAAAGUUUGGGACAUCCUGUUCUUAGAAGCGAUUCCUUGGGGAAAGGUUCUUUUGUCCCCAAUGAUAUUACCAUCGGAGGUUCAGGCAAUCCCAGCUUUAUUCUUCUGACUGGUCCCAAUAUGGGUGGAAAGUCAACUUUUCUUCGACAAGUUUGCUUAACCGUAAUUUUGGCCCAGUUAGGAGCAGAUGUGCCCGCAGAAAGAUUUGAGCUCUCUCCUGUUGACAGAAUCUUUGUUCGGAUGGGUGCUAAAGAUCAUAUUAUGGCAGGGCAAAGUACUUUUCUAACAGAGCUGUCUGAAACUGCAGUGAUGCUGUCAUCUGCCACUCGUAGUUCAUUGGUUGCAUUGGAUGAACUUGGACGUGGGACGUCAACUUCCGAUGGACAAGCGAUUGCGGAAUCUGUCCUUGAACACUUUGUUCACAAGGUGCAAUGUCGAGGAAUGUUUUCCACACACUACCAUCGGUUAGCGGUCGAUUAUCAGAAAGAUCCCAAGGUCUUGCUCAGUCAUAUGGCAUGCCAAGUUGGAAGGGGUGUUGGUGGCAUAGAAGAAGUAACUUUUCUUUACAGAUUGACUGCUGGUGCUUGCCCUAAAAGCUAUGGCGUUAAUGUUGCCCGAUUAGCUGGUCUCUCGGACUCUGUACUCCAAAACGCCACAGCUAAGUCAAGGGAAUUUGAGGCUAUGUACGGCAAACACAAGAAGCCACCAGAAAAUGUAUACACUCAGAGUUCGAUUGAGAAGAUGGCAGUUUUGAUUAAAAAGUUGAAUAGUGUUGUUGCAAAUUCGAGGUGCGAGGAGUCUGCGGAGAGCAUUAGUUGCCUGAUUGAUCUCCAGAAAGAAGCAAGAAUACUUUGUGAAAUAAAUUCUACAUGAGGGCAGCAAGAACUUUAUGGCUUAUCAGUCUCGGAUGGUGAAAUUUUUGCUCUUUAACCAAGCAUAUCGAGUUUCCAUAUUGUUUCGGCAGCGAUAGUUUCCCACGGCUGUUAUUUGCUAAUUUCACAAAUAGGCGGUCGUUGUCUUAAUUCUUGAAGCAACAGGCUGAACGUUUAGCUAGGAAGUGGAAUGGCACUACUAGCUUUGUACAAGAGAUAUAUCGAGCGUAACCAUAGAAUAGUUUUCGUCUCACCUUUUGUGUGUUGAUAUGGUCCUACAUUUUGCUGCCACAGAAUUUUGUCUCAAUUAGUUGGGAGUAGUUCUUGCAGUCUAAUAGUGUAAACGGGUUUUUUCCACCUACAUGUAUUUUUGUUUUGGUA